AUGGCGACCGGGAAGGCCCUCACGCCCGUCAACUCGCUAGUAAAGCUGACACUGGCCGAGAAGCUGGACUUUCUACCAGCAGGACUCGGUCUGCUUGCGACGGCGAUAGCUGCAGCCAUCACCGGCCUGGUGCGCGGGCGGGACGGCGCCAGGACGUACAGGACUCACAUCCGCCACGCUGUCGUCCGGAGAUUCCUAUGGCGCAUGUCCAUAAGACAGCUUCGCUUUAUGUAUCCAUCUACGGCUCAGGCAUACGAGCUCUAUGCAAGAGGCCGUGGCAUCAAGCCCCAGACGGUGCAGCUUGAACAUGGCGCUCAGGGGCACUGGCUCGGGGAGAAGGAUGCAAAGAACGUAGUGAUAUACUACCACGGAGGCGGGUUUGCUCUGCCUGCAUACCCUGCGUACUUCCAGCUGUACUCUGCUCUGCUCAAGCAGCUCAACGCAGCCGGCAAAGACGUCGCUUUCUUCUUUCUCUCAUAUACCCUCAGUCCCGAAGGCGUCUAUCCCACCCAGCUUAGACAGGCAGUCGGCGCCCUUCGCUACAUCGUUGAAGAAACACGCCGCGACCCGCAGAAUGUCUUCCUCGGCGGUGACUCGGCAGGGGGGAAUCUCACGCUCGGGGUGCUCUCUCAUCUCUCCCAUCCACACAAAGACAUACAGCCCCUGAAGAUAUCUGCUCCUCUGGGCGGUGCUUUCACCAUGGCCCCCUGGGUCUCGAUGGCCGACAAGGUGCCGUCGUACACCAGGAAUGCAAAGAGAGACUAUCUCUCUCUGGAGUGCGGAAGAAGCUGGGCGCAAGCCUUCAUCGGCAACGCGGAGCCUGAUAAUUAUAACCAUGCCAUCCAAGCGCCUCCGGAAUGGUGGAAGGAUAUCAAGACCAAGUCUCUGCUCGUCUACGUUGGGUCGGACGAUGUCAUAGUUGACUCGGUCACUCAGUUCGUCGAGAAAAUCAAGCCUGUUGUUCCGUUCACACAGUACAUGAUCUGCGAGGGAGAACCGCAUAUCGGUCCCAUCAUCAAUCGCCGUUUUGGCAAUAGGGAGGAGACCAAAAUGGGCAAGACGUUGAGGCUUUGGUUCAUGGAGAAUCUGUAG
Messenger RNA from Microsporum canis CBS 113480, 1092 nucleotides. RefSeq names its product alpha/beta hydrolase fold protein. The transcript is spliced from 4 exons. NCBI's taxonomy places the organism in Eukaryota, Fungi, Ascomycota, Eurotiomycetes, Onygenales, Arthrodermataceae. The coding region runs from base 1 to 1092 and encodes 363 amino acids. The record is from RefSeq and is a predicted model, not a curated record. Gene Ontology annotation, molecular function: hydrolase activity.